This is a messenger RNA of Colletotrichum costaricense, 963 nucleotides long. RefSeq names its product methyltransferase domain-containing protein. The transcript has 9 exons. The record is from RefSeq and is a predicted model, not a curated record. Lineage: Eukaryota; Fungi; Ascomycota; Sordariomycetes; Glomerellales; Glomerellaceae. The coding region runs from base 1 to 963 and encodes 320 amino acids. Gene Ontology annotation, molecular function: methyltransferase activity.
AUGGACGUCGACGACGAUCUUGAAUUGCAAGAUGAGGGGACAAAUGCCGAGGAGAUGGACUCUGAUCUCGACUCUGCGAUUGAGGAUAUGGAGCCGCCCGCGCAGCCCGAUCUUCUUUCAAUAACGUCAGAUAUUUUCGAGUAUCAGUUUGAAAACGGCAGAUCGUACCAUUCGAUGAGCGAAGGCAAAUAUGCGUAUCCGAAUGACAAUCGAGUAGAUCUUCAACAUCAUCUGUGGUUGAUCACACUCGAUGGAGAAUUAGCGACAAGCCCUGGGAGAGAGACGGCAAGGCGAGUUCUGGAUCUGGGAACCGGAACUGGAAUCUGGGCGAUUGACUUUGCCGAUGCAUAUCCCGGCUCUGAGGUUAUCGGUGUGGACUUGAGCGCCAUUCAACCUGAUCUGGUUCCCGCCAACUGCAGUUUUGAGAUAGAUGAUCUCGAGCUCGACUGGCCUUGGGAGCAACCCUUUGACUACAUCUUUAAUCGGUCCUGUGCAGGCAGUUGGUCAGAUUUUCGAUCUAUGAUUCAAAGAGCAUACGAUCAUCUGGAGUCCGGUGGCUACUUCGAGGUUCAAGACCUCGAGCUUCCAUCUUACUGUGACGACGGUUCCGUGCCACCGGACGCCGCUCUCUACCGCUGGCAACACGCGCUUGUGGAUGCCUCAAACGAGGUGGGUCGGCCUAUCAACUACGCUGUAGACUGUCUUGACGAUCUUCACAACGUUGGCUUCAUCGAGAUACACCACCAGAUCUACAAAUGGCCUUUCAACAACUGGCCCGAUGACCCAAAACUCAAAGAAGCCGGUCGAUGGAACUGCGCGAAUCUCGAUAUGGGCCUCGAGGCGUUCUCAUUGGGCCUCUUGACCAGAGUAAAGGGCUGGACGCGAGAUGCCGUUGAGGAGUUGUGUGCAGAGGUCAAGAAGGAGGUGAAGGAUACGAGGCUGCAUGCCUACUGGAGACAGUGA